Molecule: messenger RNA, 2126 nt
Organism: Chenopodium quinoa (quinoa)
Lineage: Eukaryota; Viridiplantae; Streptophyta; Magnoliopsida; Caryophyllales; Amaranthaceae
Product: 50S ribosomal protein L1-like
Exons: 10
Coding region: 358-1524 (388 amino acids)
Biological process (GO): translation
Cellular component (GO): large ribosomal subunit
Molecular function (GO): structural constituent of ribosome; RNA binding
Source: RefSeq, a predicted model, not a curated record
CGACUGAGCGUGAGGUUGGAGGAGGUGGUGGGGGUGGCUGCCUGGCUGUGUUGUUGGUGGGUUUUUUUUUUGAAUAAAUCUAACCAUUUUAAUUUACUAUAUUUAGGAAAUAAUAAGGUUAUAAAGUGGUACAAAAUUCUUAAUUAGGGUCAUUUUGUGUAAUUCAAUUUUAAAAGAGUCACCAUUUUCGUGUAGUAAAAACUGGGGUCAUCACCGGUUUUGACUUUCACAAAAAGAUUUUACAGUAAAAAAAAAAAAAAAAAAAAAAAAAGUGUAUUGCUAAAACCCAUUCGUUAACCCCUGGCUCUCACACUUCCCGGCACUAAGAAACCUCAUUCUCACCAUUAACCACCAUCAAUGGCGGCCGCAGCCCUAGAACACUUCCUCUCUCAGACUCGCCGAAUCCCUCGUUCCCAAAUCUCCUCCCUCUUCCUCCACCACCGCCGCCAUUUCUGCUCCAACAACUCUCCACAACCUCCGCCAAUUCAACCAGUCUCCUACGCACCAAAACCUAAACCCGCCGCCGACCUAAAACCGCCGGAAAACGCUUUACCACCUCCGUCGGAAGAUGCAUUUUCGGCGAGGGAUUUGACGCGAGAAGAUUUUCGCUAUUUGAAGGAUUCGCCGAUGACAAUAACACCGGUUUCGUAUUCCAAGAGGGUUGCGCCGCUUCCGGAGGAUCGUGUCGCAGUGGAGGAGGAGAGAGUGGAGCUGCAGACGGAGUCGAAAACGAUCGAAGCGAAUAAUCGAGCUGUUCGGAGAGUUUUUAGGGUUGUUGAGGAAGAGAAGGAGGUUCCUUUUCCUACUUUGAUUAAGGUGGAGAAGAGGGAUGGUGAGAGAAAGGUUUUUGAUCUUCAGGAAGCUAUUCGCCAAGUCAAGGCUAAUGCUAAGAGAAAUUUUGAUGAAACUCUGGAAGCACAUGUAAAUUUGGGCAUUGAUCGACGCCGAAGUGAUUUGGGUGUUAGUGGAGCUGUCGUGCUGCCUCAUGGCACUGGCAAGAUUGUCAAAGUUGCUGUUUUUGCUGAUGGAGCUGCAGCUGAGGAAGCAAGAGCUGCAGGAGCUGACAUUGUUGGAGCGGAUGAGCUUAUUGAAGAAAUAAGAACUAGUGGCAAGAUCAAUUUUGACAAAUGUAUAGCCACCCAUUCAAUGAUGCAGCGUGUGACGAAAAUAGGUAGAAUUCUUCGUGGCCUAACACCAAAUGCCAAGAAAGGUACUGUGACCAACAAUGUUGCUGCGGCAGUACAAGAGGCAAAGCAGGGAUUGCUUGAUUUCAGAAUGAAGGAUGCUAUUGUUCAUGUGGGGUUGGGGAAGGUGAGUUUUCCAGAGGAAGCUUUGCAAGCGAAUGUUGGUGCAUUUGUGAAUGCUCUUUUGCUUGCAAAGCCUGCAGGGUUAAAGAAGACUUCAAAAUAUGCUGGCUAUGUGAACUCUUUCCAUCUAUGUAGCACGAUGGGUCCAGGAUUUCCUAUAUCAAUACAGUCGUUAUCCAAAGCCGCUGAUCAGUAUGUCAAAUUGCGUCCACAAUGAUAAUGCACUAAUCUUUAGAAGCCACAACCUGUUGCACUAUUUGGUAUGAUGACUCUUUUUCUGUAGAGGUAUCAGAUGCAGGAGAAGCUGGUCUAUUCAAGAUGGGCGUGUAUCUUUGUCCUGAUAGUAAGAGAUUAGGCUCGAGUGAAAUUGAUUUUCGUAUCAUAUGUCAGAGUAGUGAUAGCCCGACUGGUUCUACAUCCCUACAAAGUUGCUAAAGUUUGAACUGUGUUUACUCAGUUCACACCCCUUUUGGUUUUUGGUUACAAAUUUCAUUACCGAGUUUUUAUCCAGAACUGGUUAAAGAGCAAAGAGCUCAAUGUUGACUUGCAGUUAUAAACAGGAAUGUAAUAAGUUCAUUUUGUUGGGUCAACUCAGAAUAUACUAGUAUAUUUUUUCACAGAAAGACUCGAUAGAGUUGAGCUGUCCAAUGUCAAGCCUAUUUAAAAAAAAAUUAUUGAAAUAUUUGUUUUUUAUUUGGUAGGCAAGGCAGUGAGGUUGUUACUGGCUACACUAUGCUUCAGUGGAAAUUGAAUUUGGUGGUCUGUUAAAUUAAUCCAAGUUCUUUACCUCCAAUAAUAUCUCCAUCAUGUUUUGUAUUA